Messenger RNA from Hippocampus comes (tiger tail seahorse), 2730 nucleotides. Its product is annotated as long-chain-fatty-acid--CoA ligase 1-like. The transcript is spliced from 21 exons. Gene Ontology annotation, biological process: long-chain fatty acid metabolic process. Gene Ontology annotation, molecular function: long-chain fatty acid-CoA ligase activity. Lineage: Eukaryota; Metazoa; Chordata; Actinopteri; Syngnathiformes; Syngnathidae. Gene Ontology annotation, cellular component: endoplasmic reticulum; membrane. The record is from RefSeq and is a predicted model, not a curated record. Bases 249 to 2345 code for a protein of 698 amino acids.
ACUUUUGGACACGCCCACCACUUUUAGAGUAAGCGUGGUCAGCGAGAAAAGAAGAAGAAGCCGGGCGGAGGACUGCUGCAAACAGGUACAUUCCUGGCCUAAAGUACUUCAUACACUCCUCUACCUCAGGGUGUCCUAAGACCACUCCGGGCUUCAGAGUCCAAAUUCUUCCUGCACUUGUCAACCACACCACCUCCACCAAGUGAAAACCCUAAACACCUCCAGCUGAUACAUCAUUAUCAGAAAUCAUGCCAAGCCAAGAGUUCUUGCAGAAGCUGAGAUUGCCAGAUCUGGAUUCUCUCAGUCAGUACUUCAGGGGUAUGUCCACAUCUACAUUAAUCAGCAUGGGGGCAAUCACAGCUGCAACAACCCUCUACAUGGCAACACGACCAAAGACAUUGCCACCCAUAUGUGAUCUCAAGAUGCAGUCAAUCGAAAUUCCGGGUGGAGAGUUUGUGCACCAAUCAACUCUGCUAAACGGUGACGAUCUCUUGACGCAUUUUUAUGAUGAUGCCAAAACAAUGUAUGAAUUCUUCCUCAGGGGCGCUCAAGUAUCCAAUAAUGGUCCUUUCCUGGGCUCCAGAAAACCCAAAGGUCCCUAUGAAUGGAUGUCCUACCAAGAGGUCAUGGAGCGAGCGGAAAAUCUUGGCUCCGCUUUUCUUCAUAAAGGACACUCCAAGACCACUGACCCCAACAUUGGGAUCUUCUCCCAAAACAGACCUGAGUGGACUCUCACAGAGUUGGCAUGCUACACCUAUUCCCUGGUUUCUGUCCCGCUUUAUGACACCCUUGGUACGGAAGCCAUCAACUACAUUAUAGACAAAGCCUCCAUCUCAACCAUAGCAUGCGACGUGGCAGAUAAAGUCAACCUGGUACUUGACUGCGUCAAGGACAGGAAACACACUGUGAAAACCAUUGUUGUCAUCGAGACUCCCAGCGAUGAGCUGGUGGACAGAGGCAAGCAAGCUGGAAUCGACAUCCUCAGCCUGCGCGAGAUGGAGGCAAUUGGAAAGGCUAACUAUCACCAACCUGUGCCUCCCAGACCUGAAGAUAUGGGCGUCAUCUGUUUUACGAGUGGAACAACAGGAAACCCAAAGGGAGCGAUGUUGUCACAUCGGAAUAUUGUGUCCAACUGCUCAGCGUUCCUUAAAAUAACACAGGCCACCUGUCCGUUGGGUCCCAGGGAUGUCCAUAUUUCAUUCCUCCCCUUAGCUCACAUGUUUGAGAGAGUUGUACAGGGAGUGAUGAUGGUUCAGGGAGCCAAGAUAGGAUAUUUCCAGGGAGAUAUUCGUCUUCUGAUGGAUGAUCUCUGUACCCUUAAACCUACUGUGUUUCCUGCAGUACCUCGACUUCUAAACCGAAUGUAUGAUAAGAUCUUUGGGCAGGCCAAUACUUCUGUAAAACGGUGGCUGCUGAAUUUUGCAUAUAGUCGGAAGGAAGCAGAGAUGAUGAAGGGCAUUGUGAGGAGAGACAGCAUCUGGGAUACAUUGAUCUUCAGAAAGGUUCAGGCUAGCCUUGGGGGUUGCGUACGUCUGAUGAUAACAGGGGCUGCUCCCAUCUCGCCGACUGUCCUCACUUUCCUCCGAGCUGCGUUAGGAUGUCAGUUCUACGAAGGUUAUGGACAGACAGAGUGUACCGCUGGUUGCACCAUGACCAUGCCUGGUGACUGGACUGGAGGUCACGUUGGUGCUCCUCUGCCUUGUAACUCCAUCAAGCUGGUGGAUGUGGCAGAAAUGAACUACCUGGCUCUAAACGGCGAAGGAGAGGUGUGCGUGAAAGGUCCCAACGUGUUCCAGGGUUACCUUAAGGAUCCGGAGAAGACUGCGGAGACUAUCGAUGCUGAUGGAUGGGUUCACACUGGAGACAUUGGGAAAUGGCUUCCUAACGGCACACUGAAGAUUGUGGAUAGGAAGAAGCACAUCUUCAAACUGGCUCAGGGGGAAUACAUAGCUCCUGAGAGGAUAGAGAAUGUCUAUGUGAGAAGUGACUCAGUGGCACAGGUUUUUGUGCAUGGGGACAGUCUACAAGCUUUUCUGGUAGCAGUGGUGGUUCCAGACCAUGAUUUUCUGUGUGAUUGGACCAAGAGGACCAUAGGAGUGGAGGGCAGCUACAAUGCACUUUGCAGUAGAGCGGAUGUCAAGGCAGCCAUCUUGGAGGACAUGGUGCGACUUGGCAAGGAAGCAGGUCUCAAGUCAUUUGAGCAGGUGAAGGCCAUAUAUCUCCAUACUGAGCUGUUCUCUGUCAACAAUGGUCUGCUCACGCCAACAUUGAAAGCCAAGAGGAACGAAUUGAGACAAUACUUCAGAUCACAGAUAGAUGAGCUAUAUGCCGGCAUCAAGAUGUAGAAGAUCAGGAAGAAGUAUGACUGGAAAGAUGGCCGAGAACAAAGCAGGAACAGGAACACGCACACCAAAUAUUGGAAAUUGCCAUUUCACUCCAAAUUCUUACUUUUUUUUUUUUUUUUUUACUUCAGACCUCACGUGCUUUGAUGUAGCUUUUAACGAAAGACAUUAAUUAUUCCCACAAUUACCUUGUCCCUGAUGUCUUAAAUGUAUGUCUGUGAUAUGAUUUUGUCAAAACACUCAAGAAUCAGGAAUUAUACUGUAAUACACUACAAAUCAAUUUUUAGCAUCCGGUGAAGAAGUCUUCUGUUUGAGUUACUCUGGGCCCAAUCCCUUACAGUUUUUGUUACCACGGCUAUUAGGAGCAGAGUUCUUGACCUCGGGUCUA